UCUUCAUUCUUCAAAUAUAAGUAAGCAAUCAAAGUUAACUCACAAAACAUUCCAAGAACUUAUCUAUCAUUUAAAAACAUCAUGUUAACAACUAAUUAGAAAGUGACUACACCAAACAAAUAGAAAGAACAUAACCUCAACAAUAACAUCAAUAACUAACAGCACUAUAGGAAAGUGUUACAAUUGCACUAAAUAGUCUAUGUUUUCUUGAAGAAGGUGAAUAUUACAAUGGAGGGUGUGGAUUUAAUUGAGAAGAAUGAAGUUAACAAUGAUGAAGGAAACAAAGAAUGUCAAAAUGGUAGUAAUGAUGUGAUUUUGGUUGAUUUGGAUGAAGAACAUGGUCUAGAGAGCAAUUCUAGCAGUAGUGUUAUGGAGUCAUCCAUGGAAUUGCCGAUUGAGGAAGUUUCUUCAUGUGAUUGUACUAGUCGAGAUGGAAGUGAAGUCGAAGAGGAAAAGGAUUCGAGCAGUGAAAAUUUUGAGAAACAAGUUUCAGUAUUGCCAAUGCCAGUGCUAGAGAUUGAGAUGAUGAAGGAGAGGUUUGCAAAAUUGUUACUUGGAGAAGAUAUGUCAGGUUCUGGAAAUGGGGUCCCUACAGCUUUGGCUAUAUCUAAUGCCAUAACUAAUCUAUGUGCCACUGUUUUUGGCCAACUUUGGAGAUUGGAACCUCUGUCACCAGAGAAGAAAGCAAUGUGGCAAAGAGAGAUGGAAUGGCUUCUUUGUGUUAGUGAUCAUAUUGUUGAAUUCAAGCCUACUUGGCAAACAUUUCCAGAUGGAAGCAGGUUUGAGGUCAUGACUUGUAGACCACGCUCGGAUCUCUACAUCAAUCUGCCAGCUUUGCGAAAAUUAGAUAACAUGCUUCUUGAAAUACUAGACAGUUUUGUCAAUACAGAGUUCAGGUAUGUAGACCAAGGUGUUAUGGCUCGCAAUGAAGACGGUUCAUCUUCUUUUCAGAGACAAGAAGAGAAAUGGUGGCUUCCUGUACCUCAAGUCCCUCCUUGCGGUCUCCAUGAAAAUUCAAGAAAGCAGUUGCAGCAUAAGCGCGAUUGCGCAAACCAAAUAUCGAAAGCUGCAAUGGCUAUUAACAACAUUACUUUAGCUGAAAUGCAGGUUCCUGAUGCUUAUUUAGAGUCUCUUCCAAAGACUGCAAGAGGUAGCUUGGGGGAUGUUAUUUACAAAUUCAUUACAUCAGAAAUUUUUUCUCCUGAAAGUUUGCUUGCUAGUCUUGAAAUAUCUUCUGAACAUCAAGCCAUAAAGAUUGCAAAUAGAGUAGAGGCUUCUAUUUAUAUUUGGCAUAAAAAGACCAACUCAAAGCCUGCAAAUCGCGCUACGAGAUCAAGUUCAAGAUCAUCAUGGGGAAUGUUCAAGGAUCUAAUAGUUGAAGGAGACAAAAGUGAAAUGCUUAUAGAGAGAGGAGAAACCCUUCUACUAUCUUUGAAGCAACAUUUUCCUUUUCUCCCUCAAACAUCCUUAGAUGUGAGCAAAAUCCAAUGCAACAAGGAUGUUGGAAAAUCCAUUCUGGAGAGUUAUUCGCGAGUACUAGAGAGUUUGGCGUCAAAUAUUGUUGCGCGGAUUGACGAUGUGCUUUACGUAGACAACUUAACCAAACAUUCUGAUAAAUUCUCAUCUCUAUCAAAAGUUGGUGUAAUCACUACUAAGAGUAUUUCAGUUCCAUAUAGUAAGAUUGUGACAAAUUUUUUUAGCAUUGAUAGAAAAGAAGACAGUGCUUGUCCAAUUGAGAAGUUGGUUCCAAAAUUAAAAACAUUUGAUGAAGUGCCAGAAUUGGAAACCGAUAUGGAAUCUAGUGAUUGCAUAGAAGAUAUUCAGCUCAAUUUAAUGGAUCAGGCAUGGAUAGAGUGAAAGGAUUUUUACACCAUAGAUAGAUGAGAUGGUGCAUUUUUUUUCUUGCGAUUGUUUAAUUUUCUAUUUGGGGUGUUUGUAUAUUUUGUGAAUCUGAAAUGGAAGAAUUUCAAGGAACUAUGUAAAAGUUCAGUGAGAGGAAUAGAAAAUAAUGCAUUGUUCUGUAAUUUUGAUUA
Medicago truncatula (barrel medic) is the source of this 2033-nucleotide messenger RNA. RefSeq names its product rop guanine nucleotide exchange factor 7. Gene Ontology annotation, molecular function: guanyl-nucleotide exchange factor activity. NCBI's taxonomy places the organism in Eukaryota, Viridiplantae, Streptophyta, Magnoliopsida, Fabales, Fabaceae. The record is from RefSeq and is a predicted model, not a curated record. Bases 229 to 1857 code for a protein of 542 amino acids. The transcript has 7 exons.